AUGAAGAGGAUGCAAGAGCCUUCUGAAAGGAAGUCAAAGAAGAAGACUCUGAUGCUGGAAGAAACGUUAGAAACCAGACCGCCUGUGCCUCUGGACUCCUCUGCUUCAAGUAAGUCAGUUCCCUCUGACACUCCUUUAAACUCUAAUUUAAAGCAACUAUCUUCCUCUCUACCUCAACCAUCUUCUACCUACACCAACUCUGAACCUCACAACUCUAACCCACCCUCCCCUCCCCUCCAACUAUUAAUGCUCACCACCAUAACACUCCCUGUUUCUGAGGCUUUACUUCUAAAUGAACCCAUCUCACCUCCCUUUUCAACUUCCUCCUCUCCACCUUACUAUGACAUAUCCUCUGACCCUGACCAACCAGAAACCAUUAAUCCUCCAUCUCCAACAUUAGCUCAACUCCAAGCCAACGUACUAUCUAAUCAAACCCCAUAUGUGCCAGAAACCUCAAUGCCUUCCCCAUCUGAACCUCAAACAGUAUCACCAUCUGAACUUCCCACUGAACCUACAUCUGAAACCCAUACUACACAAACCUCUGACCCUCCCACUGAAACCACCCCCACCUCACUAGAACCCAUCAAUCCAGCCUCUGAACCUGAACCAACCUUCCCCACUCUGGAAGAAUGGAUGACAUCUGAGGUAUUCAAGUUAAAUGGUCUCUCUCAACAAGUUAGAAAUGACUAUAUCAGAGAAGCUGAGGAAAGGCUAGAGGCUCAUCUGGCCAGAGAAGCUGAAGAGAAAGCUCACCAGGAAGCUAAAGAAAAGGCAAGACUGGAAGUUGAAGAGAAAGCAAGAAAAGAAGCAAAAGAAAAGGUCGCCACUGAGGCUGUUGCUGCUGAAGUUGAAUCCAAACCCAAGGCUGGCGCUGAAGAAGCAGCACGCAUUGCUGCGGAAGAAUCGGCCAUGGAAAAGGAAGUGGCUCUGACUCAGGGCUUGGAACAGGGUGUUGCUUUGAGGUGUGUGUUCCACUGUUGUGAUGAUGCACUACAUGCUUCAGGUUUAGCUUAUGCAUUGGAUGCUCAAAGUGGUGCAUUGGUUUUGCAUCAAGGUGACACGUUUGUGCAGCCUGCUGUUACUCAGGUUUUGGCUCAGCUUAUGGUUGAUGAGGAUUGCAACAGGGCCAGAACUGCUGCACCAUGGAUUCUCAAGUAG
Molecule: messenger RNA, 1158 nt
Organism: Lathyrus oleraceus (garden pea)
Lineage: Eukaryota; Viridiplantae; Streptophyta; Magnoliopsida; Fabales; Fabaceae
Product: eukaryotic translation initiation factor 4 gamma-like
Exons: 6
Coding region: 1-1158 (385 amino acids)
Source: RefSeq, a predicted model, not a curated record